This is a messenger RNA of Lotus japonicus, 1893 nucleotides long. Its product is annotated as transcription factor PCL1-like. Gene Ontology annotation, cellular component: nucleus. The transcript has 2 exons. Gene Ontology annotation, biological process: regulation of DNA-templated transcription. The record is from RefSeq and is a predicted model, not a curated record. NCBI's taxonomy places the organism in Eukaryota, Viridiplantae, Streptophyta, Magnoliopsida, Fabales, Fabaceae. Bases 294 to 1244 code for a protein of 316 amino acids. Gene Ontology annotation, molecular function: DNA-binding transcription factor activity; DNA binding.
UUAUUUUAUUUCAAUUUCAUCCCCACCAUUAUCUUUCUUCCCCAAAAUCAUUCUUUCUUCCUCACUUUCCCUCUUCACAUCACACAAGCUCUCAACACAAAUCAUCCACUCCGAUUCUCACUAACGAAAUCAGAGAUUUCUCUUCUGAUUCUCUGAAUCUCAAUCUUUCUUCACUCAUCUCUUUCAAUUCAAUUUCACCAUCAUCCUCUUCUUCAAUUCAUUCAUUUGAUUUUGACUUUUUCGGAUCCAAAUUUCAACGAUUUUGUCUCUGCCUCCAUAGAAACAGAGUACGAAUGGGGGAAGAGGUGAGGAUGAUGGAUGAAGAGCGUUUGAUGGAGUGGGAGAAGGGUCUCCCAAGCGUUCACGAUCUAACUCCGCUUUCUCAGCCGCUGAUCCCGCCGGAGCUCGCAACCGCCUUCAGCAUCUCGCCGGAGCCCCGCCGCACACUCCUCGACGUCAACCGCGCAUCCCGCAACACGCUCUCCAUCCUCCGCAGCGGUGGAGCCCCACUCCAGGCUCUUUCCUCCUCCGACGAGGAGGGCGAGGGCGGAGGUGGCGGAGGUGAGGAGGACGACACCACCGAUCGCGACGGGUCGGGUGGGUCAGGGUCACGGAAACAGAGGAAGGUGGAUUGCGCGGCGGAGGAGGCUGACUCGGCGGUUCGGACGACGGAUACGGCGACGCUGAAACGGCCGCGUCUGGUGUGGACACCGCAGCUGCAUAAGCGGUUCGUGGACGUGGUGGCGCACCUCGGGAUCAAGAACGCGGUGCCGAAGACGAUCAUGCAGUUGAUGAACGUGGAAGGGUUGACCCGAGAGAACGUGGCGAGUCAUCUUCAGAAGUACCGGCUGUACUUGAAGAGGAUGCAGGGUCUCUCCAACGAGGGUCCUUCUUCCUCCGAUCAUCUCUUUGCUUCCACCCCUGUUCCUCAGAGCUUGCAUGAUUCUGCUGCUGCUGCUGUUGCUGCAACUGCACAUUCAAAUUCGCAUUCACAAACACAUUCCCAUUCACAUGGACAUGGGAAUUCUUCUCACCUUCCUGUUCCGAUUCCCAUGCCUUAUCCACCUCCGAUGAUGUCUAUGCCCUUCCAUGGUAUGCCUCACCUGCAUCAUGGCCAUGGACACAUGGGUAUGCCGCUUCCUUCUUCCUCUGCCACCUCCUCUUAUCGCUCUCAAUACCCCUUUAACAUGUUGCACCAGAGGGAUUGGCCUCACCCUCAUCUUGCUCCUAAUGAUAAUAAAUGAAAGCGGUUCAGAUCAAUUCAGCUGCAAUUACUCUCUAUUUUUAUACAGAUUCAAAAGUAUUCUUGAGGAAGCAUAUGGAGACUUUAAGGAGCUAAAUUACAAGCUUGCAUCAGUAAUAUCUAUCAUGUGCUUCCUUGCACACAUCUCUUACUCCUGUUACCUAAUUGUAGGAGGAGAAUUCUGGCAUGUUUCUUCUGGACUACUUGGAGAGCUGAUUCUAUAGUAAAAAUUCUUAACUAGCUCUCGGAUUCAUACAUCAUGAGUGCUAUUAUAUUAUGAAAUCCUGAACAUGUUAACCUUUUUUUCAGAACCAUUGGAAAUUUGAAUAAAAGAGAGACUGAACAACAGUCAGCAAACAUUUGUUCCAUGUCACUCUGGCAUUUGUGUUUCUAUACCUUAAAAGUUAUUCCUUAAUGUUAGAAAUGUGGGAAUGGAACGAGAUUUGUACUUUGUAUAUUUAUAGAGGCACAUCAUAUACACACAUAUAGAGAAUACUUGUUUUACCCAUGAGACUCAGUUGUCUGAGUAAUUUUCUUGUCCAAGUUUACUUGGUUUAGAGGGUAGUAUGCAUUCUAACGAGUAGAGGCACAAACAUGUUUUGAUCAAGAUAAAUAGGAGCUUGAGGAAGACCGAUCUAUACAGUUUGUAA